Monosiga brevicollis MX1 is the source of this 1023-nucleotide messenger RNA. RefSeq lists its product as uncharacterized. Lineage: Eukaryota; Choanoflagellata; Craspedida; Salpingoecidae. Bases 1 to 1023 code for a protein of 340 amino acids. Gene Ontology annotation, molecular function: NAD+ binding; histone deacetylase activity, NAD-dependent. The record is from RefSeq and is a predicted model, not a curated record. The transcript has 5 exons.
AUGGCCGGCGCCGGCAUCUCGACUUCAGCCGGCAUUCCCGAUUUUCGGUCUCCAGGCACAGGCCUCUACGACAACCUGCAAAAAUACGAUCUGCCAUAUCCAGAGGCCAUCUUUACUUUGGAUUACCUGCGCUCCAAGCCCGAGGCCUUUUUCACCUUGGCCAAAGAGCUCUAUCCUGGCAACUUUGACCCGACCCCCUGCCACUACUUUAUCAAGCUGCUGCAGGACAAAGGCGUCCUCUUACGGCACUACACCCAGAACAUUGAUACCUUGGAACGGGCUGCGGGCGUCCGUGAUGACUUGCUCGUGGAAGCGCAUGGCUCUUUUGCCCAGGCGGCGUGCAUCGACUGCAGUCACCGUCAUGACACAGAAUGGGUCAAAUCACAAAUUGACAAGGAUGCCGUGCCACGCUGUGAAAGCUGUGGGGGCAUUGUCAAGCCCUCCAUCGUUUUUUUUGGCGAGGAUCUACCUCGCCGAUUUGGUCAGCUUGUGAGCGAGGAUUUCGAAAAGUGCGAUCUUUUGAUCGUGCUCGGUACUUCGCUCACUGUUCAUCCCUUUGCCGGCUUGGCGACCAUGCCCAAGCCCGAGGUACCACGACUCCUCAUCAAUCGCGACAGUGUUGGCGAGCGUGACAUCCUCAAUCCCGAUGGCUUUGACUUUAUUCGAACGAAUCGAGAUGCGCGUUAUUUGGGAUCUUGCGAUGACGGGGUGUGGCAUUUGGCUCGCGGCCUAGGGUGGGCCAGUGACUUUGAGGCCCUGCUGCCCGAAAAAUGGCGCGAACGGGCACCGCUGCCUCUGGACCCGACCGAUCGCUCCUCAGCCGAGGCCAAGGGUGGCGAUGACCGCAGCACAGACACCGAAUACGAAAGCGAGGCCGAGGCAGGCGUGAGCAGCAACGGUGGGAGUGACACCGAGGACGACACCGACGCAGCACGGCAUCGCCAAGACGUGAUCAAUGCCGUGGCCCAUGUUGAGGCCACAGUCAUGGCGUCUGAGCAUGAAGCCCAGCCUGCCAAGGACUAG